AUGGAAUUCCUCGCCAUCCUCGCCGUGCUGGCCCUGCCAGCCCUCACGCCUCACGGGCACGGCGAUUCUCCCGCGGGUAGAGCUGUCCACUGCUCUCCCAACGCUUUACUACGAAAACUCUUCCCGGCAGCCCUCCAUCCCGGAGCCGAUCCAAAUAACCUGGACUCGGCCCGAGGUCUUUGCCAAGGGCGGCAACGCAACCGCCCGCACCGGCCCAAGAGCCAGACGAGGCGGUUGCACCUGGCGGCCCUGCAGGAGCGCGGGGAUCAUCGGCGUCGACGGACCGCGUCGUCCUCACCGACACCCACCUACUCCGUUCUCGGCGACGGGGCGGCUGCGGCGCAACCUCCCAGGCGGCGGGUCGUCGUGGUGCUCGGCAUCCCCUGGUUGGGGCCGCGCGUCGUCGCCACCACCGCACGGCACUUGAGUCAGCCCGAGGAGUCAGCUACAGGUUCUCGCCCGCGUAUCUGGACCGCGACCGGCUGCCGAACCGGCAACGUCGUCGCCGUCAUUAACCUGGCGCGCAGAACGGGGACUCGGGGCCUCUGCGCGUACCGCAAAGGCUGGGGCGCUCAUGAUCCUGGACCGCAGCCUGGCCGGCGUCGUCGGGCUACUUUGGCGCCGCGCCCUGGGACGGCUCGGUCGCGCGGCAAAGGAUCUUUCGCACGUACGGGUACCCGUAGGGAAGGAACCCCACAGGUCAGCAGCCUCGGGCAGCUCCAUCUACCGCCAGGUCCCCCCCCGACGCCUGGGGGAAAAUUCAUGCAGUACGGCGUCUUGGCCGGGGGUUCCGCUAUCUUCAACCUGGGGGCGCAGGUCGAGGCGUUUGUGAAUGCCGUUGCUGCGGCUAGGAGGGACUUUCCUUGA
Molecule: messenger RNA, 867 nt
Organism: Pyricularia oryzae 70-15
Lineage: Eukaryota; Fungi; Ascomycota; Sordariomycetes; Magnaporthales; Pyriculariaceae
Exons: 2
Coding region: 1-867 (288 amino acids)
Source: RefSeq, a predicted model, not a curated record